AUGAUGCCGCAAAUGGGGAAUCUGAAGCCAGCGCAAAUUCCAUGGGAGAUGAUAUCGGUUGACUUUGUCGGCCCACUCACACGUUCCAAGCGAGGAAACACGGUGUUGUUGGUAGUAGUAGACUGGAUCAGCAAAUACGUGAUCGUCAAGCCAAUGCGGCAAACAGAUUCGCAGAAAAUGUUUUUAGAAGAAGAGGUCAAUAACGUCGAACGCGUCAACCGAGUCGUAGUUACUUGCAUCCGAGCGCUGCUGGAUGGCGAUCAUCGAGAGUGGGAUGAAAAGUUACCGGCAAUCACGGCGGCAAUAAACGCAGCAAGGCACGAAGCAACGGGCGUAAGUCCACACGAAGCCAAUUUCGGACGGAACCUAUUGUUGCAUACGGACCUCUACACGCAACAAGAACUUAACACGCCAGAAGAUCCUAAGGUGGCGCAGGAAAUGAGACUGUCGACCAUUCGCCGGAUUCAGAAGAUGCUGGUUGAACGAAUCAAAAACAGCCACCAACGAGCAAAACAGCGGUACAACCUUCGCACGAGAUCGGUAGCAUUCAAGGUCGGAGAUCUGGUAUGGAGACGCUCAUUUGUACUAUCGUCGAAAGCAGAACAGAUAAACAGUACACUAGAACCGAAAUUUGUUCCGGCCAUCAUCAAGGAAAUCCUCGGUGGAAAGAAAGGCAGAUAUCACGCGAAGGAUAUCAAAGCCGACUAA
Molecule: messenger RNA, 708 nt
Organism: Topomyia yanbarensis
Lineage: Eukaryota; Metazoa; Arthropoda; Insecta; Diptera; Culicidae
Exons: 2
Coding region: 1-708 (235 amino acids)
Molecular function (GO): nucleic acid binding
Source: RefSeq, a predicted model, not a curated record